AUUCACCUCAUUCAGUCAGUCCGGCAGAGAGUUGCGUCUCGAUAGGUCGCUUUUUCUUUGUGUAGCACUUUGUUCCGGCCAAAAAGUGCUCUUUUGUCCACUGUGGAGCUCCCAAAAAGGUGGCCCCCCAACUGCAAGUGCAUCCCACAAGUGUGUCCGCGUGUGAUGGGCAUUCUCAAAUGCUGAACAGUGUGAAUAAGCUGUAAGAAACAGUCCCGGGGAGUCCUUUGUGGGAUCUUUGGGUGGUUGAAUGACCAGUAAAUGCGAGGCAAAACCGGAUCCGGAGCCAGUCUGAGUGGGUCUCCUGAAAGUUCUUGAGCUGCGCCAGAGGUUCAUCAGCCUCCCGUGAGCGUCACGGAUCAAAAAUUAACGCAAAAUAUUCGUGGUGUCUUUUGAGGUUAUGACGACGCCACGAAGGGUGUGACGCCUGUCAGAGGGAGAAAAAAACGUCUGGAUUAUCACCUUCCGGAACACUUUUUGGGAAAUUUUGUCACCCAUUGUCACGAGAAAUAUUCCUGUGGAGAUAUUCCAUUGAAAAUAGUAGCCUCCCGGACGAGUGUACUAUGUGAUAAUUGAGGAUUUAUCACGGAGAUUGUGUUCUAAACGAAACUCAUUAUAGUUUCUGCAUCCUUUUUCAUUUUGGGCAGACUCUGGUGUGUGUGUUUGUAUAUGUGUGAUUUCAAUUGUGGUUAAUGCUCAGGAUGUUUUUCCUGAAAAGCUAGAAAGAAAGAGAGAGAGAUUAAGUGGAAAGUCUCAAUAUUUCAAUGAAAAGUGUGGACAAGUAUUCUGUAAAGUGGCUACGACUUUCCGGGUUAAAGUGGUCAAGAAAAAGUAUUUUAUUUCUCAGGAAUGUAGGAAAAUGUUUGUAGUUCAUUUUAUUUCCCGCAAGCACAUUAUGACAGAAAAUCUUUUGUUAUUUCCUAUAAGAAUCCCAUCGAUUUUUCAAGUUUUUCCAGUGUCUCGUGUUCAAUGAGUGCGGGGGUGGUCUGAGUUCUGGAGUGGGUGGAAAAUUGCCUAGAAAUUGACGUGUUAAUUUUUGUUCAGAAAAAAAAAACAAUAUAAUUCGUAUUUUUCGUACGAAGAAGCUCCAGAAAAAGUGUACAAAAGGUCGCAGGGGAAAGUGUGCAGUAAAAAUUAGUGGAAACGUGGCUUCAGUGCUUUGUGGACAACAUUCAAGGCAAAGAGCAUCACUUCCGGGACAAUCAGAGUGGCUUGGCGAUUGGGUAUCUUUUCUUCAACUGUCUGAGACGCCAAUGGAAGUGUUCUGAUGGCGGCCGUUGGUGGCCCCACAAGGCAGUCGCGGGUCUCCAUGAGUGUCUCGAUGUCGCUGGUCCAGGGAGGAGCGGCCGGAGCACCUCAGGGUGCCAUAUUGGCCGCCGCUGCUCCUUACUAUCAGCCUCCGGCUGUGCCGCAGGACGUUCAACCCGACCGACCGAUCGGAUAUGGAGCUUUUGGUGUUGUCUGGGCUGUCACAGAUCCACGAGAUGGUCGUCGAGUGGCUCUCAAGAAGCUACCGAAUGUCUUUCAAUCGCUGGUUUCAUCCAAACGUGUUUUUCGGGAGCUCAAAAUGCUGUGCUUCUUUAAGCAUGAAAAUGUUCUCUCAGCACUGGACAUUUUGCAACCACCUCAUUUGGAUUUUUUCCAAGAAAUUUAUGUGAUAACCGAACUUCUGCAGUCUGAUCUCCAUAAGAUCAUAGUGUCGCCUCAGCAUCUCUCUGCGGACCACAUAAAGGUGUUCCUUUACCAAAUUCUGCGUGGCCUCAAGUAUCUCCAUUCGGCACGCAUUCUCCAUCGUGACAUCAAGCCGGGUAAUUUACUGGUUAAUAGUAACUGUGUCCUUAAAAUCUGCGAUUUUGGUUUGGCACGCGUCGAGGAGCCAGAUCAGAGUAAGCACAUGACACAGGAAGUCGUCACGCAAUACUAUCGGGCACCGGAAAUUCUCAUGGGGGCACGUCACUACUCAGCUGCUGUGGACGUUUGGUCAGUUGGAUGCAUAUUUGGAGAAUUGCUUGGUCGUCGAAUUCUUUUUCAGGCUCAGAGUCCAGUUCAACAGCUGGAGUUGAUUACGGAACUUUUGGGGACUCCGUCGAUGGAGGACAUGCGACAUGCGUGCGAAGGAGCACGAUGUCAUAUGUUGAGGAGGGCGGCAAAACCACCCACUUUGUCAGCACUGUACAGACUCAGUACGCACGCGACUCACGAGGCUGUUCAUCUACUAUGUCAGAUGUUGGUCUUUGAUCCGGACAAGAGGAUAUCGGUGAUUGAUGCUCUGGCGCAUCCAUAUUUAGACGAAGGACGACUUCGGUAUCAUUCUUGUAUGUGCAAAUGCUGUUUCACGACUUCAGCUGGAAUGCGUCAGUAUAUUGUUGACUUUGAGCCAUCUGCCACACAACCCUUUGAUGAUCUCUGGGAAAGAAAACUUACUUCUGUGCAACAGGUUAAAGAGGAAAUGCACAAGUUCAUAGCGGAACAACUUCAGACCGGACGAGUUCCGCUCUGUAUAAAUCCUCAAAGUGCGGCGUUUAAGAGUUUCGCCAGUUCUACUGUGGCUCAUCCUUCAGAACUUCCACCGUCCCCACAUCAAUGGGAAUGACAUCAUAAUGAAGCGAUUGCUGCCUAAAAUUCUCCCGGUGUGACAAUCUCUUCCGGUUAUUGCAGGUGAAUCACUCAAAUGGAGCUGCUCAUGUAAAGAAGAGAGAGAAGGAGAGAUAGUUCCUCCAGAGAAUUAUUGCCAAUUGGACAUUUUUUCCCACGUGAGACUACAAUCUUUCUGUUCUUUCUCUUAUUAAUUUUAUACAUCGAUUUUUCUUUAAAGUCUUUUUAUUUACCUUUUUUUACAACUGACUUAUUUUGCAUGAAUAUAAUCUGUGAAGACUUUAAAGCCACAGGAAUAGAUCUUUUCAAUGAAAAUUUGCUGAAUUGCUGUGAGGUUUCAUCACAUAAUCCAAUGUUAAUGAUAAAGAUAUUUUUAAAGAAUUAUUUCUACAAUAAUUGAUAAUAUUGGCAGCUUGUCUUUAGUUUAUUUUUUUUUAUUCUGCCAAUUUACCGAAAAGCAAUGGAUUUAAGCGUUUCAGCACGAAAAAAAAGUUGUCUACAAAUUAUUGUGAUAUUGAUGAGAAGACAUACAGCAAUUCUCUCAUGGUUUAUGUGAAUGAUGAUAGGCAAUUCACGAAUUGGCAAAACGAAAAUAUUUUAAAACUAAUUAAUAAUGCAUUCUAUUGAGAAGAAAAAAAAAGAAAUAGAAAAAAAACAAGUAAAGUGUAAAUGUUAGAUGGAGAAAUCCUUUAUAUUGAGAGACCAAAAAAAAAUUAUGCUUCAAUCUGUAGUGAGGAUUUCAUAUUUAAAGAGACAAAAAAAAAGACCUUCAUUGAGGGAAUAUUAAAUUGGAAAAAAAUUAACUGGCAAUAUAGAUUUCCCCAUACAAUUAUUAUCGAUAUAAAUUACAUGGAAAAAAAAUAUUAUAUCUGUAUCUUGUAAUUUAUCAAUCACAGUACAUAACAAAAAAAGUAUAUUAAUGCUAGAGAUUGACAAUGAACAUAUACAGAAAAUAUUCAUAUGAUAAUACUUAUUUAUCGCAUGAUAUGAGAAAAUGAAACAUAGUUAUAGGAUUAUUCACCAAGAGAGAUAGAGAGAACAGUUUUUAAAUUUCCAUAUUAAAAAGACACUGCCUAAUCGUUAGACCUCAAAAAUAUCAACAAAAAAAAACCAAAUUGUCCAUUUAGCAGGAAAAAAAAUCUCAAUGGAGACGUCGAAAACGCAUUUACGGGAGACUUUUUUGCAUGCAAAUAAGUAAUUAUCGACUUAGGCUGAAUCACAUUGACAGUAAAAUACUCAUCAUAUUUCGUUAAUUUACGCAAUUUCACUGCAAUUUUUAUUCAAAAUCUCGAUUACCGUAUUACCUUAUCUCACACUCGGUGGCACUAGGUGAAAAUAAUAUAAGAAAAUUGAAGAAAUAAAACGAAAAUGCGAUAAACGGUGAGCAAAAAAAACUAACCGUACAGUUUUUUUGCUCACAGUUUAUCGCAUUUUCGUUUCAUUUCUCCAAUUUUCUUAUAUUAUUUUCACCUAGUGCCACCGAGUAUGAGAUAAGGUAAUACGGUAAUUGUGAAUUUGCAUAAGAAUUGCAAGGGAAAUGCGUAAUAUAACGAAAUAUGAUGAGGCCACGGCAAGCAUUUUAUUGUCAAUGUGAUUUUGCCCUUAAGAUUAUAAUUCGUGUGCACAACACACUCGUGCAAAAUAUCUAUAGGGGAAAGUAGUCUCCCUUCGAACGUUCAUGCCUUCGAGAAAUGUGAAUUUCUUUAAUUUUACCUAAGAGACUUACACAUAAUUAUCACGUAAUUAUAAAUAAUUGAUGAUAAGCAGUGGCGGAUAUACACAGAAAACAAUCAUUCGUAAAAUUGUUCGUAAAUGUUUGUGAAAUCCUAUGGAGGACUUACGAAAUGCUCGUGAAUCGUAUAACCCACAAACAAGUUCGUAUAACUUUGUACUUUUUUCACAAACAUUGUUUGUAAAAUGAUCAUUUGACGAACAUUUUUUGUACUUUUAUAAACACUUGUUUUUGAAUGAGCGUUUGAAUUUAUCUUAUUUCCCAAAGAAAUAAUUCUAUUUUAUUAAUCAAACUGAACUAUUCAAAGGUUGCCGCAUUGAAAGGCAGGUCACUUUUUCCUGUUCACAGAAAAAAAUAUUUUGUAAAAUUGUUCGUAAAUGUUUGUGAAAUCCUAUGGAGGACUUACGAAAUGCUCGUGAAUCGUAUAACCCACAAACAAGUUCGUAUAACUUUGUACUUUUUUCACAAACAUUGUUUGUAAAAUGAUCAUUUGACGAACAUUUUUUGUACUUUUAUAAACACUUGUUUUUGAAUGAGCGUUUGAAUUUAUCUUAUUUCCCAAAGAAAUAAUUCUAUUUUAUUAAUCAAACUGAACUAUUCAAAGGUUGCCGCAUUGAAAGGCAGGUCACUUUUUCCUGUUCACAGAAAAAAAUAUUUUGUAAAAUUGUUCGUAAAUGUUUGUGAAAUCCUAUGGAGGACUUACAAAUGCUCGUGAAUCGUAUAACCCACAAACAAGUUCGUAAAUUUUUUUUACGUUUUUCACAAACAUUUUUUGUACUUUUGCAAACAUUUGUUCGUAAAUGUUCGUAAACACACAAAAAAUGUUCGUAAAAUUUUGUCAUUUGUUCAUAUUUGUUCGUAAUUUUUUGCCAGACAAACAAAUAUUUACGAACAAAUACGAACAAAUGACAAAAUUUUACGAACAUUUUUGUUUGUUUACGAACAUUUACGAACAAAUGUUUGUAAAAGUACAAAAAAUGUCCGUAAAAUGAUCAUUUUACGAACAAUGUUUGUGAAAAAAGUACAAAAUUUUACGGCCUUGUUUAUGGGUUAUACGAUUCACGAGCAUUUCGUAAGUCCCCAACAGGAAUUCACAAACAUUUACGAACAAUUUUACAAAAUAUUUUUUUUUCUGUGUAGGGGGCAGCUAAAAGAGGAAAUGCUGACGGGGCCCUAUCUCGAUGGUGUCCCCUGAACAGCUCUUUUAAAAAUUUUGUACACUUUGUUUUAGCUCAUAAUACAUUUUAUUUUAUCCAUUCGGCUCAUUGAAUAUUCCAAUUUUUAAUGUUUGAAUUGAUUACACUAAACAUGGGCCUAUCGAGAGAGGGGCAGGGAGUGUCCAUUGUCCCUUCUACUAUUUUACUAUUUAUUUAUUUAAAUCAGAACCUAUAGGGUCCGCCCCUCUUACAUGGUUUGAUUAAGUUUAAACUAAAAAGAAAUAGACAGGAAGCAUAUCAAAGUAUUCGAAGAAGAAUAAAAAAGAUUAUGGAUUUAACCUGACUCAGUCUGGAAGAAUCUAGCGAUGCCUAUCAGUGAUUAUCUGGCAUGUAAGGGAAGGGAGUUGAACAAGACAACCCCGUCGACAAAAAUGGUUCGCGAUAGCUGGUUAGAGUGCGCCCUCGGCACCAGGAGUCCCCGCACCCUGGCCGAGGCCCCAGGAAUCAGAAGUGAGGUCAAGUAACGCGGUCCCCCAAAUAAAAUCAGACGAAACAGAAAAGAAACCGCUCUCUGACGGAGGAGUGAUGGGAGAUCACAACCCACCAAAAUGUUGCGGUGCCUAGAAAUGUGAUCGCGAGGACCGAGACCACAGACGUAUCUAACACAAUUGUUAAAGGUCACCGUCAAACGUCUCAAUGUUUCAGAGUCCGCAGCGAAAAAUAGUUCAGCGCCAUAAGUCAUCACUGGAAUGAGAAGAGAUUUAACGAGGAGAAGUCGAGUAUUGAACGGCGUGAGCUCACGAAAGCGUCGGAGUGUGCGGAGAGUACAAUAGAUCCUUUGGUUGAUGUGAGAAACAUGAUCAGACCAGGUGAACGAAGAGUUAAAAAUAAUACCCAGAUUGCGUGCUCGAUCAACAAGUGGGAUGGGUUGCCCAUAGAUAGUGAGAGGGGCAGAAGGUGUUGAUUCUACAACUAGCAUAUCUUAACACAUUCUCAUUCUCACACUAUGUAUUUUUAUUCUUUUGAAAUGUCUUUUGUUGGAUCGAAUUAGCUUUUUAAAAAGUCCAAAAUCAUUUAAUCAGGUUUAAAAAUCUAUGAAAAAAAAACAAAAAUUUAAAUUUUUCAAAAUGGGCUUUUAAGAGAAUUUUGGGGACAUUUUGAAACGAUUUUUCUCAAAGGAAGCUACAAUGAAAAAUGAGUAUGAAAGGAGAGGAAAAUGAGAACGUUUUUGCACCCCUUAGUCCAAAUCCGUCAAAAUCGGAGUAAAAAUAGCGGCAGAUUUCGUUUUCCUAAAUAUCCUUAUAAACGAUUUUAUUGAUUUUUAAACAAGCUCGAAUUCGUAAAAUAUAGACUUAUUUUUUGCAAAUUUUCAAGAAAGCUCUAUUGCGUUCGAAAAAAGCCUCUUUUCGAAGGAGGUAAUCCUCUUAUUUGGCCACUACUCUUUCUAAAAUCUUAGCUACACCUUCGAACCUAAAAUAGAGCCUUUUAUUAAUCCUGAAUAAUGGGAAUCUCAACCUAUGUAUUGUUGUAUACAGGGGGUGACAUUAGCUCUGAAAAAUGCGAUCAGUUUUAGUGUAAUUUUUUUCCUGUUUUCGUACACAUUUCACGAGAUAUCUCCAAAACUACGUAGGUUGCCAAUUUGGGGUUUUCGGUUGCGUCUUCGUUAUUAAAUUAGCUUUUAUUUUGUAUUAGUAUUUUUUGCUAAUUCAUUCUACAAUGACAGAAAACAGCUAAUAAACUCAAAAGUUUUUUUCGGCACGCUAGAAACAUAUGGGAAACAUGGGAAACGUCAUGCCCUUGGUUGUAUAUACAAUUUUGUAUUCACAAUUUUGUUUCUGGUAUCCCAGGAUCCCCUUAACCAUUUACUGACUGGACUUUCUACCCUGUAUCCGCCAUUGAUGAUAAACUAAUAUUUAAUAGAAAUGUCUAAGUCUCCUAAGAAAAAUAAAAGAAAAUUCACAUUAUUCGAAGGCAUGAACAUGAACGUUCGAAGGGAGAGUACUUUCCCCUAAUGGUUUUUUUUUUUCAAACUUUAAUCUAGUCCCAUUUGUGUAUGUUCAAUUUUUUUUUUAAUUUCAGAUCUUUUUUGAAUAUUUUGUUAUAUUUUAUUUUUUUCUGAAAAUUUUAUCUCGCAUGGACAUAAAAUUCUAAAUUUAUUCUACUUACAAAUUCAUAUUUUCGACUCAUUACAUCGGAGCAUUUCCUGCACAAUGGACAAUGUUUUCUUUGAUAUUGAACAUUUGUAAUGGAGAACAAAAGAAUAAUUAAAGAAAAAAAAGAAUAUUAUGAAAAUGAAGAGUUAGUAAUAUUAGUGCAUAAUAUUUAUCUUAUAUCUUGUACCUAAUAAUAGCGUGUCUUAAUUAGUUUAGAGAGAGAGAGAGAGAGAACAAAUUGUUGGGUAUAAAAAAAAUAAUGUUUUGGAAGAUAAAACUAAAUGGAAAAAUUUAUAUUAUACUUUCCAGAAAGUUUGUCAUCCAAUGUUGCUCAUUUUAUCUGAUUGAAUUCCUUCCCUAUGACACAGAAAAUCCUUAAAGCUGGAUUUUUCAUUAAAAGAAAAUUCAAUGUUAGGAAAAACUGUCAGGGAAGAGAUUUUCACUAAAAUGAGCAAAGAGAAAAAAACAUUCUUUUUCCCAUGGUAAAUGUUACUCUGUGUUAUUGUGAAAUUUGGAGAAUCCACUCAGGCGGGUCCUGCACGACUUUUUUGCGUAAAGAUAUAAGAAUAUUAAGAAAAAAAGAAGUAAUGUUCUCCUUAAAAGAAACCUCCAGAAUAUGAAGAAAAUUUAAAGAAAAAAAAUGACUGAUAAAUUGUUAAAUUAUUUGGUGAGGGAGUUUAAUUUGAGUUUCAGAUUAAGAUACAAAAGUCAAAAGAAAAAAGGAAAUUCACGAUGAGAGACAAUGAUUUGAUAAAUCAAGGGACAAUGGAUGACAAAACAGAUGAAUAUGGGUGAAUACAAUAAAAAAAAACGAAAAAGAACUGAUAAGUUUAGA
This is a messenger RNA of Phlebotomus papatasi, 8472 nucleotides long. It is a transcript of the gene nmo, whose product is annotated as serine/threonine-protein kinase NLK. The coding region runs from base 1268 to 2593 and encodes 441 amino acids. Gene Ontology annotation, biological process: intracellular signal transduction; protein phosphorylation. The record is from RefSeq and is a predicted model, not a curated record. The transcript is spliced from 8 exons. Gene Ontology annotation, cellular component: cytoplasm; nucleus. NCBI's taxonomy places the organism in Eukaryota, Metazoa, Arthropoda, Insecta, Diptera, Psychodidae. Gene Ontology annotation, molecular function: MAP kinase activity; ATP binding.